Molecule: messenger RNA, 4903 nt
Organism: Scaptodrosophila lebanonensis
Lineage: Eukaryota; Metazoa; Arthropoda; Insecta; Diptera; Drosophilidae
Product: chaoptin
Exons: 4
Coding region: 22-3699 (1225 amino acids)
Molecular function (GO): protein binding
Source: RefSeq, a predicted model, not a curated record
AGCAGCGUGCGUUAUAUCGAGAUGUCGAACACACAUCUGCAGAGCGUCGAUGAUGAGACUUUUCAGGGGCUGCGUCUGAAGACACUGAAGCUAAUCGAUAAUGAAUUGCAGGACAUAUCGGAACGCAGCUUUAGUACGAUGACGCACUCUCUGAUGACUUUAGAUAUAUCGGGGAACAAGAUGCAGCAACUGCCGCUAGAGGCAAUGCAAAAGUUACACUCACUCACACGCCUGGUGGCGCAACGCAAUCACAUAACGACUUUGGAUGGCAAUUGGGAGGCCCAGCACGAUACGCUGCGAUCCUUGCAUCUGUCUGGUAACGACAUACACGAGGUAGCGCCAGGAAAUGGUCAGGAGCUGCUGGCCCACAGCGACAAUAGCUCGCAUCCCUCCAGCCUGGCGGCGGUGCAGACGCGCGUGGAUACGAAUAAUGUGGUUCAUAUGCCAACACAUAGCUCGGGAUACAGUGGAGAUCGCUACAAUUCGCGACCCUUUGAGCAGCUGCAGAAGCUGCUGUGGCUGGACCUUUCCAAUAAUCGCAUUUAUCAUGUGGUUGCCAACUAUUUGCCACGCUCGUUGGUCACCAUGGAUUUGUCCAGUAAUCUGCUGACGCAGUUCCCCCAUCAGCUGUUCGAGCACCUAUCGGAGCUGCGAAUUGUGAGUCUGAGGGAUAAUCUAAUACGCAGCGUCCAGUGGAAGGAUCUGCAAGUGCGGCCAGUGCGAAUAAAUCUGGAGAAGCUGGAUCUGGGACAGAAUAGCAUUGAGGCACUGGACUCGGAUUACUUUCAGCAGAACUACUCCGAUGUGCAUAUACGCGCCCUCAACCUAGAGCAGAACUUUAUAGGAGAGCUGCCUGCAGCCGUUUUUAAAGCCACUGGCAUUGCUCACCUAGUGCUGGCCUUCAAUGCCAUAGAGCGAGUGCAUCCGGAGGCCUUUGAGGGUCUAACCGAUAGCCUGGAGUACUUGGAUUUGGAGCGUAAUCGUCUGAGCACGGUGCCAGUGGCCAUUGCUUCGCUGCAUCGUCUGAAGUACCUCUAUCUGACCUCCAAUGAGAUUAGCCAGCUGACCAAUCUGCCCACCUAUACGGAGAACUUGCGUGUCCUCAGCCUGAGUGGCAAUAACUUCAGCAUGAUUCCUGUGCUGGGUCUAAAGAACUACACGCAGCUGUCGUAUCUGAACAUGGGCUACAAUUCCAUUACAGAUAUACCCGAGGGCAUAUUUACGGUGGACAACUGGGGCGCCAAUUUGCAGACCAUUCUACUGCGCAACAAUAAGAUCACACAUCUGCAUCUGGGCUCGUUCGCAGGACUGGAGCAGAUACAGGAGAUCAGUUUGAGCUUUAAUGACAUCACCAUACACCAUCCUCAGGUGUUUGAGAAUGUUUCGCACACUCUGAAGAUACUGGAACUAUCCUUUGCAGUGUUCCCUGCACGCAGUCUGGAGUCUCUGGACCCUUUGGAGGCCCUGCUGCCGCUCUCGCAGCUCAUUUGGCUGGGUCUGGACAACAAUAAUUUGAAGAGUGUGUCCAACGAGUCGUUCGCUCAGAUGCGCGAACUCAGUUACAUCAAUCUGAGCUUCAAUCAGUUGAAGUCGCUGCCCCAGGGCCUCUUUCUGCCCGAUGCGCACAGUCAUCUGGUGGAGAUAGAUCUCUCCUACAAUGCGCUGGAGCAACUGAAGCCGCAAACAUUUCACAAUCUCGGAGAUCUGCAGACUUUGAAUCUGCAAUCGAAUCGUUUGCGCAGCAUCUCCAGACAUGCCUUCCACAAUCUGGAGUUUCUGCGCUACAUCGAUCUCUCGCACAAUCGACUGAACAACAUCUCGCAUGCUGCUUUUACGGUGCUGCCCAAUUUGGCGGCCUUGGAUCUCAUGCACAAUAACCUGUGUACGGUGUCCUUGAAGUCCUUUCAUUAUGUCUCGAAUGCGACGACACCGUUGCGCCUGAAUCUCAGUCACAAUCACAUUGCGAGCUUCGACGAUGAGCUGAGCAGCUAUAUGUACAUCUAUCAUCUGGAUGUUAGUCACAACCAUAUAGCCAAGUCGGAUUGCUUUCAAAAUCUGGCCAAUACACUGCGCUUCCUAAACUUGGCGCACAAUACCCUCGGUUCGUUGCCAAAUCAUGCUUUUGGUGAUUUGGAAUUUCUCGAAAUUCUCAACCUGGCUCACAAUAAUUUGAGCUCGUUGCGUCGCCGUAGCUUCCAGGGCUUGAAUAGCUUGCAGGAACUGGAUCUGAGCCACAACCAGCUGGAUCAGCUGCAGGUGGAGCAGUUUUCGAAUUUGAGGAAGCUGCGCAUCUUGCGCAUCGGCUCGAAUAAGCUGAGAGCGUUGCCGCGUGAGGUGUUCAUGAACACCCGCCUGGAGUUCCUAGACAUAGCCGAUAAUCAGUUGACUGUGUGGCCCGUUCCUGCCUUCACCGAUGUGGGCUUCACACUGCGCUCCAUUCAAAUGUCGGGCAACUUGUUGGAGUACCUCGACGCCUCCAUGUUCGUCAACUCGCAGUUCCUCUAUGACAUUAGUUUGGCGCACAAUCGCAUUACCAUACUGCCCGACAACACCUUCAGCUUCCUCAACAAUCUCACCAACCUGGACCUGUCCGAGAAUCCACUCGUCACCACAAACCUACGCGAAGUCUUCGUGCACACGCCUCGUUUGCGGAAACUCAGUCUUCAUCACAUGGGUCUCUAUGUGCUGCCGCCCCUCAAGCUACCGCUGCUCUCCUACCUGGAUGUGAGUGGCAACUACUUGCAGGAGCUAUCCCCACUCGGCUCAUUGCGUCAUCUCCGUUAUGUGAAUGUCUCGCAUAAUAAGCUGAUUAAUGCCAGCUGCGCCGUCGAGCACUUGCCGCCUUCCGUGAGAGUUCUGGACCUGGCGCACAAUCCAUUGCGUCGCAUUACGCUGCACGAUCUGGUCGGUCUGCGGCAUCUGGACGAACUAAAUCUGCUGGAUGUGAAGGUCGGCAAUCCGCAGGCAUUCUCCAAGCUGCGCUCGCUGAGGAAACUACAUGCCAGCUCGCACUCGAACCUGGGGGAGCUGGUGGCGCGCCUGCCGGGUCUGCAGCAGCUGCGCGUGCAUUGCCUGGAGCCGAACAUCGGACCCCAGUUGCUGGCCAAGCUGGCCAAUAACACUAAGCUGCAAUUGGUGGAGCUCUAUGGCAGCAAUGUUCAAACCAUAUCGCCCCACGUAUUUACGGGGCUGGCGCGAAAUCAUCGCCUAAAAGUGAAAAUUUCCCACACACGCAUCUCCGAUCUGCCGCCGGGCAUAUUCUAUGCUCUGCGCGAGGUGCCUCAUCUGUCCAUCGAUAUCUCGCAUAAUCGGAUCAACGCGCUCGCCGCCGACAGCUUCUACCCGAACAAGAGCUACUGGGAUACGGUUGGCACGCGCAGCAUCAUGGGUGGCCUAAUCACGGCCCAUAAUCCCUUGGAAUGUGAGUGUGGACUAGUCUGGUUCGGUCAUUGGCUGAGGCGCUGGCUGCGCGAGUCGGCCCAAAUCAAGGUCAUACAGAAGGACGAUAUGAAGCGCAUGGUGCAGCGCGCUCGUGCUAAUACCUGCCACGAUACCACAACGGGCCGGCAUCUGCCGAUACUGGAAAUCUUUCCCGAGGAUCUGCUGUGCCAGGCCAGUGCACUGAGCAGCUCCGGCCAGCGAGUGUUUCUGCUCUCCUUUGCGGCGCUCAUAUUGCCGAUCUUCAGCAUGUCCCUUUGAUAAUGACUGACGGCGUCCAGCAUGAGAACGGGAGUCUGCCUUUAGUUCUGCCAAUUGUAAGUUCCGUUACGACUUUAACUCCGUUGGACGUUAGCUAAGCCGUCGCUGGUCAAGUCAUCUCCUGGCAAUAUGUGUAUGAUAUGUGUAUAUAUAUGUACUAACACUAACUACUAACAUUAAUACUAAACUUAGUGAAUGGCCAUACCUAACAGGACCAUUUUUUUGGCAGGCUAGACUGGGGCGAGAGUGGGCUUAAGAGGACUUGGAAUAAAUAAUACCAUCAUUGCAUUUAUUUAAAGUAUUAAUACAACUUUAGACCGAUUCAGAUUUAUAUUAAGUAAAAGUUGUUGCCGUUUUAUAAUUUCUGAAGUGCGAGAGUUGGAAGUUUCUGGAAAUAAAAGAUUCGAAAUGAAUGCCAAGAAGUGAAAGGCAUGUGCUUGAUAUAUGCAGAUAUCAUGGAAUUUAUUUCGAAAUCCAAAAAACUUAGAGUCAAUCAAUCAAUCAACAAUGUCCGCCUUUGAAUAAAACAUAGAGAUCGGAUUUCUACGGCUAGUACGUGUUCUGUUCGAGAGAAGAUGUCAUAUAGAAACAGUUACUUAACAAAGUUAUGUUCCAAGAAUUAUUAGGCCCAUUAUCUUGUUGUAUGUCCAAGUCCACUCUCCUACAACGUAAGUUUUAGAAAACAAUUCCACUUGACGGCAUCUGCCGUCUUUAGCAGAGAAGGCAUUAUCUCCAAUCAGGGAGACAAACCAAAGCUUAUCGAAACGAAAUCAAGAUGCAGCGCCAAGAUAUUGAAAAUGUGAAAACUGCAUUAAGGAACUUUAAGUUCCGCAUUAAUUCGAUUCGAUUCGAUUAGAAUUGAUUUGAAUUGGUUUGUUUGUUUGAUGUAAGCCAACAUAAAGGGUAAUUAAUGAAAUUGAUUACAGAAACAAAAACAAACACACACACAUCAGCGAACAUGAAAUGAUUCCUACUAACUCACACACACACUCAUUCGCAACAACAGACACACACACACACACCCUAAAACACUUAGAAAAGUAGUCAAUGAUCACUGCACACAGAUACACACACACACACACACACACAUGAAAGAUAAAUGGAAGAACUAGCCAAUAAGUAAGUUGUUAAUAAUAGUUUACGAAUAUUUUUAAAAGCUGAAACAAUUUUACAUACGACUAUAUGUACGUAUGAGAAAAGAUAC